Molecule: messenger RNA, 762 nt
Organism: Necator americanus (New World hookworm)
Lineage: Eukaryota; Metazoa; Nematoda; Chromadorea; Rhabditida; Ancylostomatidae
Exons: 5
Coding region: 1-762 (253 amino acids)
Source: RefSeq, a predicted model, not a curated record
AUGAUGUCAUUGAUCAUUCGCUUCCGAACUUGUUCUCCUCAGAUGUAUAUUUUGGGAACACCAAUCGAAGCAAAUCUAUCUAACGGCAGGAACCGAAAGCAGAGAGCCUGGAAAAUCAAAGACACAUGUAAUCUAUCCCUUCAAACGCCUCAUCACACCACAAGAUAUGACUUAGCAAAGAGACUGCUCAAAGAUAAAGUCAGAGAAGCAGAUUACAAUAGCGAUCACCUUGAUAGCCGACUUUGCGAGACAACGAACAGCGUCGCAUGUCCGAGUGGUGGUCAACGCAGACAGUGUCAUGGAAACACCCAUUUCAACAUAGCAGUCACGAUCUUGGCACACGAAUACGACGUUCUGGAGCAGAAAACAAGUGGAAACGUUCUACAUAAAAGCCAAAAGUGCAACUAUGAAGGAAUAAUGCAUCGCUGUGACCAACGAGCUGGAGCCGUAUCAAGAGCUAUCCGGCAGAUGGUCAUUGUUGGAAUCGAUGCAAAUGCGAAGAUAGGACUUGAACAGCAAUCCGAUGUGCACCGAGAUAUUAUCCAGCGAGAGCGCACAUUGGACAACGGUGACCGUCUGGUGGACUUAUGUGAACAGACGAGCCUCAUCGUCACUUCCACGUUUAAUAGGAAUUAUCGACGCUAUCAGCUCACGCGGCAAGGUUUAACGCUUUUAACGCCUGAAGAGCAGCGCAAGCUCUCGUCAGGCGUUAAAAGAGCGUUAAAAGAUGAGGACUCAAACUUCAGCUCAACUACAUUCUGA